Messenger RNA from Perca fluviatilis (European perch), 1551 nucleotides. Its product is annotated as oocyte zinc finger protein XlCOF8.4-like. The record is from RefSeq and is a predicted model, not a curated record. Gene Ontology annotation, molecular function: RNA polymerase II cis-regulatory region sequence-specific DNA binding; DNA-binding transcription factor activity. The transcript is spliced from 3 exons. Gene Ontology annotation, biological process: regulation of transcription by RNA polymerase II. The coding region runs from base 186 to 1127 and encodes 313 amino acids. Lineage: Eukaryota; Metazoa; Chordata; Actinopteri; Perciformes; Percidae.
CGCAGUUCAUCUCGAACGAGCCUAGAGUUUGCAUUUUAGCUCGUGUUGAGGACGGCGGAGUAAAAGGCGCCAGUGUUUGGUGUCCUUCCAGAGAGAAACAUCCCAAACUGCUGCAUGAGGUUUUAAAACCUGAAACGGAGCUACAAAGAGCAGCUCGGGGAGAAGUUGAGGAGAGACACUUCAACAUGGACUCUGAGAGGAAACUGUCAGCUGGCCAGUGGAGAGAUGUCCAGAAAGUGAUUGUUGGUGAAGAACAUCAGCAGGAGUGGAGCUCCAGUCUGGACCAGGAGGACCCAAAGCCCCCACACAUUAAAGAAGAACAGGAGGAACUCCUGAUCAGUCAGGAUGAAGAGCAGCUUCAAGGGCCGGAGGAGGCUGAUGUCACCAAAUUCCCAUUCACUCCUGUCCCUGUGAAGAGUGAAGAUGAUGAAGAGAAACCUAUGUUCUCACAGCUUCAUCAAAGACAAACUGAAGAGAUAAAAACAGAAGCUGAUGAAGAGGAGUGUGGAGGACCAGAACCAGCCAUGAAAUCAGAUCCAGAUACACUUUCACAACCAGAUACUGAUGAACCUGAGACUGAUGACAGUGCUGAUUGGAAAGAGACCAGAGAACCUCAGUCAGGUUUAAACUCUCUGAAUAAUGAUAGAUUCCCUGUUAGUGAUUCAGGAUGUACUACUGGUGAGAAACCAUUUAGGUGCUCUGAGUGUGGGAAAAGAUUUGGCACCAGUAUAAAUCUAAAGAGACACAUGAGAACUCAUGAAGGCGAGAAACCAUUUAGCUGCUCAGUCUGUAAGAAAGCUUUUGGACAGAGUGGAAACUUACAGAUACACAUGAGAAUCCACACAGGAGAGACACCAUUUAGCUGCUCAAUCUGUAAGAAAGCUUUUACAGAAAGUGGGAAUUUAAAGAGACACAUGAGAAUCCACACAGGAGAGAAACCAUUUAGCUGCUCAGUCUGUAAGAAAGCUUUUACAGAUAGUGGAAAUUUACAGAAACACAUGAGAAUCCACAAAGAUGAGAAACAAUGUAGCUGCUCAAUUUGUAACAAAGAUUUUAUACUGGGUGGAAACUUACAGGCACCCAUGAGAACCCACCAUGCGAGUGUUACAAGCUCCCCUCUUGUUUAGCUUCUCCCUGUCUGCUCUACUCAGGUGAUCCUGAUUUGAUAGUUAGUGGUUGGCUCCGCCCCUUGUACUUAAGGAAGGCUGGAGGACUCAUUCAGAAUGAAGCAGCUGUGCACCAGUCUGUAUAUUUUUGGGGGGUUUGAGGUCUGAGGGGUAUGGCACACAACCAAGAUGACAUUUCGAACUUAAUUCAUGAUAUUUGGAUAUUGAACUAUAAAUACACAUGUAUAAAUAGUAAUAGAUAAUGAAAUAAUUGAAAGUCCAUGAAAUGUUACACUCAAGAUCGCAUCUGAACAGUCAAAAAUUCUCGACUGAGUUUAAAACUUUUACAGCCAACUUAUUAAAAUGUCGGGUUUUAAUCGGGCGUGGUGUUAAUUUUGUCACCUAUUUUUAAUUUAGUCUUAGUCUUGUGCCAAAUGUCCGUGUU